Wasmannia auropunctata (little fire ant) is the source of this 6417-nucleotide messenger RNA. RefSeq names its product putative polypeptide N-acetylgalactosaminyltransferase 9 (gene Pgant9). The record is from RefSeq and is a predicted model, not a curated record. Gene Ontology annotation, cellular component: Golgi apparatus. Bases 1483 to 3288 code for a protein of 601 amino acids. Lineage: Eukaryota; Metazoa; Arthropoda; Insecta; Hymenoptera; Formicidae. The transcript has 14 exons.
CGGAGCCGGUCGCUCGUCGUGCGAGCGUCGUGACGUUGGCGUUUCUCGCGGCAUCUGAACGACGCGAACUAUCAAGCCGCCAGCGGUCGGUCGCGCUCGAAACGCCGCGCCGCGCCGCGCCGCGCCGCGCACCAUCAGCCACCUUCAGUUCAUCCGGUCUAUCGCGGUCGCGGUCAGUGCUUUGUCGCGUUUUGUGCGCGAUCCGCAAGUGCCCAAGUGUGUUCAGUGUGUGAUUAACAAUGAGCGCGGCAACGAGAGAUAGGACCGCGUCGUAAUUUUUGAUUGAUACGUCUUCGUCGGCGGCGCUUUUCGCACGGCGUACACGUCGAUCUAGACGGCUGCUGGUCUGGAAAUCUUGGAGAUCUCUCGCUUUCCCGCGCAUAUUCCCUGCGUACGUGUGGGAGGUCGAAGUUUUCGCCGAUAAUCCGACUUAGCAUCUGCCGCUUAACAAGGCAAGUAUAAUUAUCGGGGGAUACGAAGAGGACCGUUUCGUGAGCAGAUAUCCGCCUCGUAAGGAGCGUCCUGGAUAGCCUGGCCAGUACGUUUCUAAGAUUGGAGGAAAUUGACGUUCUAUGGAAAUGCAACCAAUGUACGUAAUUGCGAGAUCGAUAUAAUUGAUCAGCGCACUUGCGGGAGCCGACAUCGAGGCUUUUACCAUAUUCAAAAACAAGAAACUCUCUCUAGUUGGAGGAAACCACGAGCGACGAGCGGUACGAGAAUGCGGUGACGUUGAGAAACUCGAUCCGAAAAUACAUAUCGUAAUGUACAUGUGCCGAGUAUUAAUUAGAACAUAAAGAAAUCAUAUCCACAGCGUCUAUACGACCCUAAUUCACAUGCUGAUGCAUGAUCAUUUCGCCGUUCUACGUUGACGUAACGGCGAGAACCAAAUAUCGACAUAUCGAUUGCUAAACGUAUCACACUACAUCAUUAAAACUCGGUAGACGUCUGCCACGUCGGUAUAUCUCGAACUGGUGCAAAAUUAAUUUUUGCACGAUUUAUAAAGAUCUGCUUUAUCCCGCCUCGUCUAUCGCAAUGGAGCAUCGACAGAGAGAUCAAUCGUGAAGAAUAGUCUCGCCGAAACGGACGAUAAACGCAUGUAUUAUCACGGAAAGUUAUCGAAGUUGCACGUCAGUGACUGUCAGUCAUUUCGAUUAGGAUAAAAUAUCGUUCUACGGGGCUCUCGCUGUGAAAUUCCUGACGCGGUUGCUCGUGAAAGGAACGCGUCUCCCGUGGAUCUCCUCUCUCUACCCGGGCGUUUAAUUAGCGUCCUCGAUCGUGUAGAAAGGAGGAACUAGCCUAGGCGCCCGGACCUUUCGACGUCACACGGCGAGAGCUGAUCGGAGAGAGAUCGAAGAGGGGCGAGAGGAUGUUGCUGAGGUAACACGACAUUUCGAGGCCGCACGAGAAGUACGAUAAUCGCAACGCGGGAAGGUGUCGAUCGCAGCAGGCGCAUAAAGGAAAGGAUCGAAGAGUGGCGGAAGGAUGGGUUUUCCCAGGAGAAGGUCGUUGUGGCUGAAAGUGGCGGUGCUGGCGACCGCCGUGUGGGUGACCGUCUGUUUUCUACUCUACACGGAGGAUCGGGCGGCGGCCGCCGUCCAGGGGUUGGCACCGUCGGGCGUCGCGAUGCCGCAGCAACCGGCAGCGAACGGCUUUGUGCCCGCGGCGCCGUUUAGAAAAGAGUCGACCGGAAAUGUGAUAAGCAACAGAGCGAAGAAUCAAGCCGGACUGAAGCAAGAUCCCAUAGUACCACGGAAGUUGGAUGCUACAGCAGCCGGCGAGAUGGGCAGGCCCGUGAUAUUGCCGGCCAACAUGUCCGCGCAGACGAAGAAGCUGGUGGACGAUGGCUGGCUCAAUAACGCGUUUAAUCAGUAUGUCAGCGAUCUAAUCUCCGUGCACAGAUCUUUGCCCGAUCCACGCGAUCAAUGGUGUAAGGAGCCUGGUAGAUACUUGACGGACCUUCCGCCUACAGCGGUAAUUAUCUGCUUCCAUAAUGAAGCUUGGUCCGUGUUGCUGCGUACAGUGCACUCCGUGCUGGAUAGAUCGCCGGAGCAUCUCAUACAGGAAAUCAUUCUGGUCGAUGACUUCUCCGACAUGCCUCAUCUCAAGCGUCAGUUGGAGGACUAUAUGAUGAAUUAUCCGAAAGUGAGAAUUAUCAGGGCGAAUAAACGAGAGGGCCUUAUCAGGGCGCGCCUGUUAGGCGCCGCGGCGGCCAAGGCUCCGGUACUCACGUAUCUGGACAGCCAUUGCGAGUGUACGGAGGGCUGGCUGGAACCUCUUCUGGAUCGGAUCGCGCGCGAUCCGACGACGGUAGUUUGUCCGGUGAUCGAUGUUAUAGACGACUCCACCCUGGAAUACCACUGGCGCGACUCGAGCGGUGUAAAUGUCGGUGGAUUCGAUUGGAAUCUCCAGUUCAAUUGGCAAGCGGUGCCCGAGAGGGAGAAAAAGAGACACAAAAACGCGGCCGAACCCGUUUGGUCACCAACGAUGGCUGGCGGCCUCUUUUCGAUAGAUCGAGCCUUCUUUGAACGUAUCGGCACGUACGACAGUGGCUUCGACAUCUGGGGCGGCGAGAAUCUUGAAUUAUCAUUUAAAACCUGGAUGUGCGGAGGCACCCUGGAAAUUGUGCCGUGCUCGCACGUGGGUCACAUCUUCAGGAAACGUUCGCCUUACAAGUGGCGCAACGGCGUGAACGUGCUCAAGAGGAACAGCAUAAGGCUGAGCGAAGUGUGGCUGGACGAGUACGCCAAGUACUACUAUCAGAGGAUAGGUCACGACAAGGGGAACUACGGCGACAUAUCGGAGCGGAAAGCUCUAAGGAAGAAACUGGGGUGCAAGUCGUUCAAGUGGUACCUGGACAACGUUUACCCGGAACUCUUCAUUCCGGGCGAGGCGGUCGCCUCCGGAGAGGUCCGAAAUCUCGGCGAGGGCGGUAACACCUGUCUGGACUCGCCCGCUCGCAAGGCCGAUUUGCACAAACCGUGCGGACUAUAUCCCUGUCAUCGACAGGGUGGAAAUCAGUACUGGAUGCUCAGCAAGACGGGCGAAAUCCGUCGAGACGAGUCGUGCCUGGACUACAGCGGCAGCGACGUUAUUCUCUAUCCUUGCCACGGCAGUAAAGGGAAUCAACAAUGGAUCUACAAUCCUCAGACUAAUCACAUCAGGCAUGGUAGCAGCGACAAGUGUCUGGCGAUUACGGAGAGCAAGCAGCAACUGGUGAUGGAGGAAUGCUCGCCCAAUGCCCCGAGACAGAGAUGGUCCUUCGAGAAUUAUGAUCCGUCGAAGCUGUGAUACCGCGCCUUCUCACGUCGUCAUUCGCACAAUCGCGGCCACGGUCCCGAGCGCGCCGGAUCUUGGCUACCAGGCAAACGAUACUCGAUCGCGAAGACCCGCUUCGGCAGAUAAAUCUCGCGGAUUCCGCAAGAAAUCACGAAGAUUCCUGGCUGAGCCGCUCGGGACCGAUUGGUGGACCCUAUUCAAACUCCACGCGUUUCCUCGAGGAGCGACGUGUCAAGAACAAAAGCGUCCAUCGACCUCUCCAGCGGCGAACUCGAAAUGUGUGAAACAAAGCGGAAGAUCGCUCGAUGCAACGAAACGUUUGCGAGGACAAUACACUUAGAGAAUUUUGUACUCGAGAAACUGCAUUUAAUUAGAAUAAGUUCCGGAGCGUACCGACGCUCGAACCGAUUUUGAUUUGAGUUUCAUGUAGCCCUAAGUACUGAGAGUAUUACGAGAGAUUGGCUCGGACGUGGUCGUGGACGAACGUGAUCGUAUCGACCAUCGAAUUAGCUCUCGAUCGUCACUUUCGUUCGUUGAUCAUUCACGCUUCCAUGUGGGAAUGAAAUGGGAAGCGGGAUGCUCGAUGCUAUCACAGGGGAGCGACGCGUCGUGUCGAUUCUUGCGGCCGAAUCGUCGAUUGUUCGUCUGAAUGACGAGUAGCGAAUUAUUUCCCUCUCCGCGUUACGGCAAUUUUACGGAGAACGAAACUGCAAAAUGUCUUCGGCGCAGUCUGAACGCAGCCGUUAUUCUUUAGGAAAAUCAAGUGCCAAAUUUCGAAUACUCCCAUCCCAAGCUCGCUGCAACCCGAGACGAACUCCGAUUCUGUUAAAAUACCGAACACGCACUACCGUUAAUGAAAACGUGUGGUUGCGUGUACCACAAUGAUUUCACGAGAUCGUAUUAGACGAUAUCUGCUCAGUCGUGCUUAACUCUUGGAGUGCCAUGUGCGAGUUCGAGGGAAAAACGCGAGGAGAAUUAUGAGCUCCCUUUAACGCAAGUUGCGUUUGAAUAAUCUGCAUUGUUCUCACGCAACGGCUCACGAGAUAGCAUGCAUCUCUGCACAUAAGCAGAGAUGGUUUUACCUUCAAGUUUUAAUUCCCGAUCACGCUUUUCUCGGUAUUCGGGAAGUAUUUCGAAGAUGAAGCUGUCGUCCAAUGGGGGGGACACGAGCAAUUUUGCUCUACACUCCAUUUUAUUUCGAAGACGCAUGCAAUGAUAUCAACCAAUCACUAAAUGUCAUUUCUCAUGUUAAAAUAAUUGCUGAACGUCAUAUCGCUAAUCGACGAUUCGAUUAACCGCAAUGGCAUUCGUUGAUCGCUCAUAGUCUCUUUCUUGCUGCCCCUUUGGAGGCUGAAUUUUACAUUCCAGACUCGCCGAGACGAUGACGGCGACGUUUCGCGUAACAACAAGAGAGAAUAUAUGUAUAUAUAAAUAUACACAUAUAUAUUCUUUUUAGUUUAAUUUAAAUACUUGCGUAGAUUUAAUUAGGAACGAACGGAGGAGGAGGGCGAGAGAAACAUUCCGGGGAGCGAAUUGUUUGAUUCUGUUUGUACAAUACAUUCUUGUAAGAUACAAUGUCUUGAUGCCAGUUCAGAGAACGUAAGUACCGCCUAAGUAGCUUUAAAAGAAUGUUACUAAGUGUGUGAACAUGUAUGAGUUAUUAAUCGUAAGCGGAUUCGUCUUCGCUUUCGACAUUUUGCGAACGAUUCACGAUCAGCGUGAAUCGUCGUUCAGUUGUACGUGUAAAUUCGCUAGCAGAUACUUUAUGAAGAGUACACUUUUAUAAGGAAAUAUGUGACUCGUUUCUUAUAAUUUUAGCUACAUAUCACUAUGUGAGCGCGAUAAUUCGAUAAGAAUCGACGCGCAUAAUACAGUCUUCGUAUAAAAGUAAGAAUUUAAAUCUAAAAUUAACGAGUCUUUACCUGUUAGUUAUGUGUUAAAAAAAUUUAUAACGUGUUUGCCUGAGAAUGGUCUAAUUUAAAACUAGUGGUCUAACGAUUUCAUCUGUUCUCCAGAAGGUAUUCAGAUUUAAAAAUGAUUUUUGCGUGCCAAUAAAAUCAUAAAUAUCAUUACAUGUGCGGAAAUGCAUAAUAAAACAGUAAAAUUGAUAAUCGUAAAAAAUUAACAAUUAUAUAUUGAUCUAUAUUAUUGUUAAUUCUUCUACAAAUCUGAUCAUGUGGUGCAAUUUUAUUUUAUUUUUCUUUUUUUAUUACUCAAGAGCAUAACAAUUGUAAAAUUUCAUAUGUCGGCGAAAUGUAGCGAAGAAAAUUCAAAUAUCACGUAUAGAACUUUUUCUUAACGGAAAUUGUGAAAAAGCGUACAUAGCUCUGUUAAAAUCAGUCGAAUAUGUUCAGAAGUCGCAAUGAAAAUUUGCAAAAUUAGCGCGGCUGCACUUCUCGCGCGACGGUGCGAACCACGUCGCGCCUGAAUUUGCGAUUUCGCGUGUAAUUAACUGUGGGUGUAUGAAUGCGUUAAAUACGUUUAAUUGCGGAUAAGAAUUUCGCAUAGGAGAAAAGAGAAAGAAAGAGAGAGAGAGAGAGAGAGAGAGAGAGAGAGAGAGAGAGGAAAUGGCGAAUGCAAGCCCGCGUACGAUUGCGUGUUUUAAUUUAGACACGACUAACUAGCGAUUCUCAUUUUAGGAUUAAUCGAGUUUCUCGAAACCGCAAUUUUGCCAAUGCGAGACACGAGACACGAGUUGAAUAGCUUAGGGAGUGUGAUUGUGUAAGUCGCGGAUAAUCUCGCAUGCGAGAAUCCGCCUCGCGAUUCGUUCCUAAUGGUCCGACGCGAGCAGACGCGAACGAGCGCGAGUGCAGGUCGACGAAGACGUUUAUACAAAUUAUAUAUAUAUAUUAUAUAUAUAUACGACAUUUUCUACAUUUGGUAAGGACGUUGCAUAUCGUAAGGGACGGAGAGAGACAAUUGAUAGUAAUUAUAAACGUGACUAACGCGCGAUCAUCGGAAGAGGAAAGACGCAUGGUUUCCCGCGCACGGCGCGCCCGUCGCGCAUUUAAUUAAUAUAAUAUCAAACGUGCCUUAUUUCGUGUAUAUAUGAAUAUUAUUAUCAUUAUUAUAUCAUUACUACAAACCUCUAUCAUAACGUGCAAGUAUUUGUGUUGAAUAAAUCGAUGUUGUUUUAUGUUA